Molecule: messenger RNA, 2276 nt
Organism: Thrips palmi
Lineage: Eukaryota; Metazoa; Arthropoda; Insecta; Thysanoptera; Thripidae
Exons: 6
Coding region: 117-2207 (696 amino acids)
Cellular component (GO): chitin-based extracellular matrix
Molecular function (GO): structural constituent of chitin-based larval cuticle
Source: RefSeq, a predicted model, not a curated record
GCCAAGGACUCCGGGCCGUGCCAGCACGGCCCACGCGAGGCCGUAUAAAUGGGCGCAUUGGCGACAGAGCUGGCACUCUCAAGUCAGCCGGCGAUCUCCUCUGACCCAGCAGCACCAUGAAAGUCCUGAUCCUCGCCGCCCUCCUGGCCGUGGCCGCCGCCGACUACCACGAUGACACCUUCCACUUCUCCACCGUGGGAAGCGUGAGCGGUCUCCAGAAGAGCGCCUUCGUCCAGGCCUCCAGCCCCGUCAUCACCAACAAGUACACCACCUACGCCGCCCCCGCCGUCGCCAAGCAGUACUCCUUCGUGGCCCAGCCCGCCUACACCCAGCAGUACUCUGUGAAGCAGGUCGCCCAGCCCGCUUACACCCAGCAGUACUCUGCCCAGCAGGUCGCCGCCCCCCUGCUCGUCAAGAGCGUCGAGGAGGAGAUCCCCGUGUACUCCCAGCAGUACGCCGUCAAGCAGGUCGCCCAGCCCGUGUACUCCCAGUACUCCGCCGUCAAGGAGAUCGCCCAGCCCGCUAUCUUCUCCCAGCAGUACACCGUCGCCCAGCCCGCCUACACCCAGUACGCCGCCGUGAAGAAGGUUGCCCAGCCCGUGUACACCCAGCAGUACUCCGCUGUUGCCCAGCCCGCCUUCACCCAGUACGCCGCCGUCAAGGAGGUCGCUAAGCCCGUGUACUCCCAGUACUCCGCCGUGAAGAAGAUCGCCCAGCCCGUGUACACCCAGUACUCCGCUGUUGCCCAGCCCGCCUACACCCAGCAGUACUCCGUCAAGCAGGUUGCCCAGCCCGCCUACACCCAGUACGCCGCCGUCAAGCAGGUCGCUCAGCCCGCCUACUCCCAGUACUCCGCCAUCAAGGAGAUCGCCAAGCCCAUCGUCGCCGUCUCCCAGUACUCCGCCAACAACCUGUACUCCCAGCAGUCCGACUCCGUCGCCACCUACGCCAACGCCUACAACGGACCCCAGUUCCGCAUCCUGUCCCAGGUCCAGGAGGCUGACCCCUCUGGCCCCUACAAGCUGAGCUACUCCACCGAGAACGGCAUCCAGGCCACCGAGCAGGGUUCCCUCGUCGCUGGCGCUGAGGGCGCUGUUGUCGCCGCCCAGGGCUCCUACUCCUACACCGGCGCUGACGGCCAGGUCUACACCGUCAACUACAUCGCCGACGAGAACGGUUUCCGCGCCUCCGGCGACCACCUCCCCACCCCUCCCCCAAUCCCCGCUGAGAUCCUCAAGUCCCUGGAGGAGAAUGCCGCCUCCGGCGAGCAGUACGACGACGAGGGUCGUCUGGUCUACAAGCACUUGUGGUUCGUGCGUGCUUCAGAGUUCACCCUGGCCGACAUGAAGCUCAUCGUUCUCGCAGUGCUGGCCGUCGUGGCCGCCACCCGCGCCGACUACCACGAUGACGUGUUCCACUUCAGCACCCUGAGGAGCCCCGUGACGCUGUCCGGGCGCCAGCCCGCCUACCCACGCUCUGCGUUCGGCUACAACAACUACCAGAACCAAUACAUUUCGGAGCCCAGCGCGUACUACACCCAGUACAGCCCCGCCGCCGUCGCCUCCAGCAAUGCAUACUACUCCCAGUACACCCCCGCAGUUUCCUCCAGCAAGGCGUACUACUCCCAGUACACCCCCGCAGUCUCGUCCAGCAAUGCGUACUACUCCCAGUAUAACCCCGCCGUCACCACGAACAACGUGUACACCCAGUACACGCCCGCAAUCGGUGCGUACCGUAGCGAGUACACCCCGGCCGUCGUCACCUCCAACGCCGCGUACUACCAGGCCCCCUUCCAGUACGUCCAGAGCCCCGCAGUGGCCGUAGACUACGUCAGCAAGCCCGCGGUUCGCAUCUCUGCGCCCGCCGUCACCUACAGCAGCCCGCUGGCCAGCUCCAGCCACUACUCCCUGGGCGGUCUGUACGCCGGCAGCGGCAGCGGCAGCUACGCCCCCGCCUACAAGUACCGCAUCCUCAAGCAGGUGCAGGAGGUCGACCCCAGCGGCCCCUACCGCGCCCACUACGCCACCGAGAACGGCAUCACCGCCUCCGAGGAGGGUUCCCUGGUGGGCGGCGGCCCCGAGGGCCCCGCCGUGGCCAAGCAGGGCACCUACUCCUACACCGGCCCCGACGGCGUGCUCUACUCCGUCAACUGGGUGGCCGACGAGCUCGGCUUCCGCGCGUCCGGUGCCCACCUGCCCCAGGCGUGAGCACGGCUGCCCACCACCAAGUCACAGUACCGAAAACGCAAAACUGAAAAUAAAGGACGAUUUAUUUAA